Phascolarctos cinereus (koala) is the source of this 732-nucleotide messenger RNA. RefSeq names its product chromosome unknown C2orf15 homolog (gene CUNH2orf15). Lineage: Eukaryota; Metazoa; Chordata; Mammalia; Diprotodontia; Phascolarctidae. The record is from RefSeq and is a predicted model, not a curated record.
CGCGGGCGGGCGCGCCGCGGAGCCUCCCGAGGUUUCCACCUGUAGCCUGUGCGGGAUCCCGGAGAGCCGGCUGUCUAGACCGAGACUUUGAAGAUAUCCCAAAAUGGGAUUCUCUCUUAGUAAAUCUGCUACUCAAGUAUCUGCUAUACACAGUGAUUCAAAAGUGGAGGAUCAUUUAAUCCGAAGGACUGAGAAAACCAGGUUAAGACCAGUGACUCAGUUAUUUCAAAAUACCGGAAAAAUAAGGUUAGAAGCUACAAUUCAAGGAGAAAACUUUACAGUCAUUGAAGAGACUGGCACACAAUCUCAUCCAGGAAAAGCGCUAAGUCCUGUGACAUAUGUUAAAGAAAGAGAUGGACUAGAAAUGAUAGAUGUGGAAUGAGGUUAUUUCUACAUUAUUAACAAACAAACCCCUUUGGUUAAUUGGGAAGUAUACGAGGGAGAGGAGAGAUUGAGGGAGGAAGGAAAGAGAGAAGGUUACUGAAACAUCUUUUACAAAAAUGCACCUAAAGCCAGAUAGAGUCACGGACAAGCAGGACAGCUUGGAAGAUAAUUGCUGAAUUUGAUACAGAUUUUAAAAGGAAAGCAAGCUUUCCGUAAGGGAGCUCUGCAGUUUAAGGUACAGUCCUCUUUCAAAAGGAAGCAAACUCGCUGCGAGGAGAGGGGGUUCCUCGACACCAGUAUAUCAAGCGCUGGGCACAGUGGCCGGCAGGUAGCAUGUGCUUAAUAAAU